Molecule: messenger RNA, 4069 nt
Organism: Cottoperca gobio
Lineage: Eukaryota; Metazoa; Chordata; Actinopteri; Perciformes; Bovichtidae
Product: centrosome and spindle pole associated protein 1-like
Exons: 27
Coding region: 129-3518 (1129 amino acids)
Biological process (GO): positive regulation of cytokinesis
Cellular component (GO): centrosome; microtubule; spindle pole
Source: RefSeq, a predicted model, not a curated record
GUGAUAUUGGAGGCUCAAAGUGGACGACCAAGGCGCCGCCAACAUUUGCCUGCUAACAAACAUUGCCUUAUCCGGUAACGUCAUAUUCAAUCGCUCAAUGUUGGGUUGUAUGACUUUGCCAAAAGGAGAUGGAUGACGAGCUGGAGAACUUCAUCAGGGAGCGGAAGGCGAGAGUGGCUGAGGAUAAAGCCAGUUUAAAACAAGACCCUCCUUACAUGGAAAUACUGGCAAAACCCCACAGAGCCUAUGGGUCGACUGUUAAGGAGAACAUCCCUCCCAAGUCUAUAGCACAGGGGAAAGAGGACAGUUGCACUGUAGGUCUACCUCUGGGUGUGGAGUAUGAGAGGAAGAAACAGAGACUGCAGCAUGAGCUCCGUAUGGACUACAGGCGCUACAUGGCUCAGAAAAAACACUUUGACCAUGGAGAGCCUGGACCGUUAAAUCACCUUGAUAACAGGAGAUCUCUCAAGCAUCACCUGCUUGAAAACCAGGCAGGUGAUCUUCCCAAACAGCGACCUCCCUCACGGAGGGACGCUGCCACUCUGACAGAGGACAGCAGGGGGUUGCACAGGGCUUUGCGCCUCGCCGAGGUUAGGACCCUCUACUCUGAGGAGGACGAGGAGCGGGCGUCAGUACUUCCCAGGCUGUUGGACUCGGAGGAGGAGGAAUACUUGCAUGAGCUGGAGCUGAUGGAAGGAAGAAGGCUUAGACGUGUAAAGGCUGAUGCCAGGUAUGUUUAUGUGUGUAUGUUAGAAGCAUGUUAUAAAGUAUAUGACUUGUUUUUUGUCCUUAUUGAUCAUUUUCUGUGUUUCUUCUCUUUGUCUUUUCCCAGGGAGAAGAGAGACAAUCUAGUCGGCAGACGAUCAAGAGCUCUGAGCAAAAAUGAGGACGCAGAGUUUACCACUGGCCUUAUAAUAGGAGCAGCGUAUACAGAAGAUGCCUUAAGGAGGAGGAAGGAGCGCUACAGACAGGAGCUGCAGGAGCAGAUGGCUGAACAACACAGGAACAAGAAAAGGGAGAAAGAUUUGGGGCUGAAAGUUGCUGCGACGGGGGCAAAUGAUCCUGAGAAACAGCCGGACCGAAUCAGACAGUUUGGAAUGUGCAGAAGAGAAAAUCCUCAGGUGUUUGAACCUUCAGCAACAGGAGAGAGUGAGAUGUCAUCCAGACGUCUCCUUCAUAAUGUGAAGAUGGGUGUUGGAGACAGAGAGACGUCUCCUCCUGAGCAGCCCCAUGUUGCCUUCCAGUCCCCUCUGCUGGAGUACAGCUCUGCCCUGAGUCUGUCUCCCAACAGCCAGCCUGCUGCCCCCUCCUUCCCCAGAGCCGUGGACACUCCCAGAAUCCCCUUGUUUCCUCCUCCUUCAACUGUGAGUGACGCCUACAGGAGUUCCUACGCAGAGCCCCGUCACUACUCCAGCACCAGAAACCUGCUUGACCCGAACAUGGCCUACUACGGUCACCUGUCUGCUCCCGGUGCCGGCCUACCCGUGUCCUACUGGAACGUACCACCAGGAGCAGCUUUGCCCGGCCACUUCGGUCCCCACAGCCCUCACAGCCAGCACAGUGGGAGCAGCUUCCCCGAGCCUCCCAUACAGCCGCGCAGUGAGGCCGCUCGUGUGGACUCGCAGGUCGGGGUGUUCCCUUCAGACAGAUCCAGAUCAACCAGGGAGAGGGUUCUGAGCUACAGGGAGGCUUUGAAACAACAGAUCCAGGAGCAGCAGGAGCAGAAGCGUGUGGAGAGCGAGGAGAGGGAGCGCUACGAGGCCAAGCUGGAGGCCGACAUGAAGAAUCACCAGCCCUGGGGUCGAGGGGGGGGGGGAGCCCCACUCAGAGACAGCACUGGAAACCUUAUCGCUGACCUCCACCAGAUGCACAAACUGAACGAGGAGGCCUACAUCAACCCGGAGCAGUGGCAGAGGAGAGCCACGGCCACAGUGACGGCCCACCGGGCGGAGCUGCCGGACCCCAACGAGAGGGUCUCUGGUACUGUAGCAGAGCGCAGUAGCCAUGACACUAGUGACAGGCUCUCUGGUUUCACUCAUGUCCAAACCCCCCAGUUUGCCAGAGGCAACGUGUUUACCAACCAGCCCACCCAACAACAGCUCCACGAGCAGGACAAGUACAAAGCUUACCUCAAACAGCAGAUUGAUGAGAAAAUGCUGAAAAAGGCGGAGGAGAGGGAACAGAAGAGGCUGGAGGAGGAGAGGGAAGAGAAGAGGCUGGCAGAGCAGAGGGCUCACAUCCAGAGGGAGUAUGAUGAAGAGCAAGAGAGGAAGAAACGCAAGGAAAUGGAGCAAAAGGCCAAGAAUGAAGAGCUGACUCAGCUGGCUGAGCAGAGGAAGAAGGAAGUGGAGAGGAAGAAGAAUGAAGCGGAAGAGAAGGAGAGGGAAGCAGUGAGGAGGCAGUAUGAGAGGGAGAGGCAGGCUCGGGUGGAGGAGGUCUGCAGGGAGCCCUCCCCUCCAAUCCCCACGCUGCAGAAGAGACACGGGCGACACCAGUACACCCCCAGACCCCCCACUGUUGACAGCCAGCAGUCUACUGCCCCCCUGUCUGAGCGCUCUCUGUCCGGCCUGGAGUCCCCUCCUGUCCCUGCUCGUAGGAAUCAGCUCCGCGCUGCAGGUGACCAGCGCGAAGUGUUCAGUGAGCUGUCAGCGCUGCGUCGGCAGCUUCGCAGUGAACAGAAGCGUCUGGAAGAUCGUCUGCAGGAGAGCGAGUGGGAGGGACUAGACUCUCCUCUGAGUGACAGACAUCGGGAGCGCCCCCCGGUGGACGUGUUUGAUAUGGCCAGGCUGCGGCUCCAGGCGCCGGUCCGAAGGCCAAACUCUAGAAACACAGAGCGCAGAAACCUUCUGCGAAUCCACGACUCCCUUCAGCUUAAAUACACAGACGGCGAGUCCAGACUGGGCUUCAGUGAGGUUCCUAAAUUGGAGGAACUGGGAGUGGCCAGUAGGAGGAGGCGGGACUACAGGGAUCCAUAUCACCAGAGCAGCCAGAGAUCGACAGUCCACGACGAUUAUUUUGACCUAACCCCACCACAUCAAAAUGAUUAUCUGAGGAGUGUGAUGGGGGGGUCUGCAAGAUGUUCUCUGCUGGAGUCAGAGAGUGCUUUCAUUGACCGCCUAGGUGAUGCCUUCCCAGUGCCGCACACCCCAGAGUUUGACAAAGCCCCUCAGCUGUCAGCUAGGGAGAGGAGGAGGCUGGCCAAACAGCCACGGUACCCACAGGAUGGAGCUGCUUCCAGCCAACAUGAUGACAGACUGCAGCAGGAAGCAGAGCCCAGCGGCGAGGGGAGGAGCAGCCACAGGACAAGUCGUCUGAUGGCUCUCAGUCGUCGUGGCAACACAGCUGGUCCAGUGGAUUUGUCUGAUGACAACUCCUCCCCUCCCCGAUUUUCUCUUCACAAUCGUAACCAUCGAAGCUCUGUAGAAACUGUUUCCACGGAUCCCUGGAUACGGCCAGAAACAUCCGACACACUGCACUGUUUGGACCAACAAUCAAGGAGGGAGCAGUUAGCGACGUAGCGGCGCGCCCCCACAAGGCCGCUCGUCUUAACCCGGCCGCCCCUCUGUUUUUAAAUCACGAGAUCGUGGUUGGUUUACAAAACAUGGUUGUUCAGAAAGGGCUGUGUGCUUGGCCUGGGGCUUUGCUGCUUGCAUCGUUAGUUAUUCAGGAGCAAAAGGGAACUGCAGUCAAUGUGCCGCGGCCUGCGAAGGCCCGCUGUGGACGACACGCUCGACUAAGGCUGCAGAGCCCUCAAGCCCCGCCCCCUGCUGCUCGCUUGUUUAUUUAUAUGGAACGGGUCACGUGUCCAAAUUGCACCAAAUUUGACACUGCACUCCCCGAGGUGCCCAGCAAUACACCCAGCAGGUGUGAAGUGGACGGAUGAACAGUUCUCGAGCUAUGUGACGGACAGACAGAGUUCUGCUUUUUGUUGAUUACAGGCUUUGUAAUGGAUGGACACGUCAUUAUGAAUGUCUGAAAAGUUAUUCUAAUUUGUGUGAAAUCGUUAACGUCAGAUUCACUAUCUGAUGUCUAUUUUAUAAAUGAAUAAAUGAUAUUUUAAAUAUAUGAA